This is a messenger RNA of Echinostoma caproni, 2409 nucleotides long. NCBI's taxonomy places the organism in Eukaryota, Metazoa, Platyhelminthes, Trematoda, Plagiorchiida, Echinostomatidae. The record is from the annotation of a GenBank genome assembly.
UCAGAUCCAGCCGCCCAUCGUCGAUGGUCCACCCUGUCACCAAAACGUAUGGAAAACAGUCCAGAGAAAAGUUUCGGCUCAGGCAACUUAUCCCCGUCAUCUACCGCAUCUAAGGCUUCAGGGAUGAUGGCCACCCGUAUCCGACGUCCAUGUUUCUCGAAUGAGGGCAUGGAUGACUUUUACAAACAAAUUAUUCAAUCGUUACAAUGCGGUGAAUCUACUGGUAUGGUUGCCAUUGAGGCGAUUUCCUGUCUCCCUUUCUGCGUGGCUCUCUUCCCAAACUGUCACUUGAUCAGCCUGUUGACUGGCACGACAACUACAGUCCUGAGUUUGGAUAAUACCUGCACAGUCACUUGGUCACGAUUUCUGCAAGAUUUGAUUUUUUCUCGUUCCGAAUUACUACGUUACGCGGGGCUGUAUGGCUUGUAUCAGAUGAUCACUCUAUCCCCAUUACCUACAAUUGAUUUACCCGAUCCGUUGCUUGGAGAUAUUUUUCUGAGCUGGACCUCGGAACCUACGUUACAUAUUGUACAACUGUUGUUUUCGUUUCUAUCCGAUAUCAUUCAAGUUCUUCUGUUCCCUGCACGUGAACAAACGGAUUUUCAACCUAUGGCGGACGCAGGUGCUUCUCUAUCCGACCAUCUGCUCAGUGGUGUUUUUGAACUACUUUUGGCUCUCGCCAAACGAGAUCCUUCAGCCGUACUUCUGCUUUCCUCCCAACUUUACUGCUCUUGUUUUCCCGAUGAUUUCGAUCUAUCCACUUAUUCCUGGCAGUACAGUCCUCCAGCUAUUCACAACCAAUCCAAAGGUAUUUCCCGCUUCGUUGGACUACGUAAUGGAGGUGCAACAUGUUAUAUGAAUUCCAUUCUUCAACAACUGUUUUCUCUCAUUCCAAUACGAAACGCCGUACUUGUAUCUCGCCCGGAGCAGCGGUUACAGCAGGAAACGAAGUCCGCAGAAAUAACCACGACGGUGGCUGAAGUGACGGCUACUGACAGUUCCGAAUCGGGUGCCCCCAUAGGCUCGGAUUCAACUGAAUUCUCCUCCGUUGCCUCCAACGGCACCACGCUCUCCACACAGUCUAGCCCGGACCAAAAGGAUGACGAUUCCAAGAAGAAGAAACUAACCGCUGAUCAAAUACAUCAUCUUAAAGUUCUUUUCCAUACCCAGUCGAUCUUCGGCCACCUGACACUCAGUUUGUUGCAGUCUUACAAACCGGUGGAAUUUUGGCAAGAAUUUCGAUUCUCAUCGGAACAACUAAAUAUCCGAGAACAACAUGACGCGGUCGAAUUCAUGCAAACCGUGUGCAACGAUUUGGAUGAAGCGCUUUAUCUAUGCAACAUGCCUAAAGCCGUUGAGCAGGUUCUCGGUGGCACAUUUGCGGACCAGAAACUGUGUAUUGACUGUCCGCAUCGUUAUUCACGAAAUGAGUCUUUCACCAUCCUCAGUGUCGAUAUACGUAAUCACACCAAUUUACUCCAAUCGUUGGAACAGUAUGUGAAAGGAGAUCGAUUGGAAGGCGACAAUGCGUACUGGUGUGAAGCGUGCAACGCCAAAGUAACUACACUGAAACGCAUGUGUAUUGAUCGACUGCCGCUGGUUCUGGCUAUUCAGCUGAAACGUUUCGAUUACGAUUGGGAUCGUGAUAUGGCUAUCAAGUUCAAUGAUUAUUUCGAAUUUCCGCGUGAGUUAGACAUGUACCCGUACACAGUACAGGGACUAGGUCAACACGUCCCUGAGGCCAAAAUGGCGUUCAGUGAGGUCGAUCCUCAAGAGCAGUCCGAAACGACCCAGUCUGGCACCAUUCCCCCACCCGGAUCGAACCUAUCAGUCAGUCCGGACCCGCAACCAGAAUCACAAGAACGGGAUAACAAUCCAACAUGUACACGGUACACGUUACGUGGUGUUGUUGUACACAGUGGUCAGGCCGGUGGUGGACACUACUACUCGUUUAUUCGACAAUAUUGCCCGAAAACUAAAACGUACCGUUGGUACAAGUACGAUGAUACUGAGGUGUCUGUUGUACCAAUGGACAACGAAGACGAAGCUCGGGCCCAGUGGUUUGGGGGUGAAGAUCCAUAUAGUUGGACCAGUAAACGGUGGUGGUGUGCUUAUAUUUUAUUCUACGAGCGUGAGGAUUUUCAGUCACAGUUACCAAGACUUUCUGUGGCCGGGGAUGCCGCUUUUUCGACCACAGCCAAUUCUGGUGUUACACCCCGUGUGAAAAAAAUUGUGCAUCGGGAGAAUGUGGAAUAUUUACACCAACAAAUGCAAUUCCACCCUCUGCUAUCUGACUUCAUUCUGAACAUGACACGAGCAAGCCUAGACAUGUGCGCCGUAAGUUGUCUCCAGUGGCCUCAAAGGUCUAUGCUUACCCCUUCACCUAUCGUUUAUCAUUCGUCUCUUUGA